AUGCAAAACAUCAACGACUCCGUGGAGGCUCGUGAGCUUGACUUCAUCAGCCUCUACAUGCUUGUGGCCGAAGAGCCAACGACUGUGGAUCAAGCCCUCAAGCAACGCUUAUAUCGAAGAUCAGAUGGUGACACCCUCCUACUCGUAGGAGUGUAUGUCGACGACCUCAUCAUCAUCGGGUCCUCGGUCGGCGCCAUCGACUAUUUCAAGCUGCAGAUGAAAAGAGUCUUCAACAUGUGUGAUCUUUGUUUGCUGGCAUACUACCUCGGGAUGGAGGUGAAACAAGAAGCCAGAGGAAUUUCUCUUUGUCAGAGCAGCUAUGCAGGCAAACAUUUUGAAUUGGUUGUCCUGGCUGAUUGCAAUUCAUGCAUGACACUGAUGGAGAGCAAGGUGACGCUGACAAAGAAGGAGGACGCUGCUGCAGUGGAUGCCACCAAGUACUGGAGUAUUGUUGGGAGCUUGCGCUACCUGGUGAAUACCAGGGUUGCCAUAGCCUUUGCAGUAGGCUUGGUCAGUCGGUUCAUGGAGCCUCCAACAGUACUUCACAUGGCAGCUGUGAAGCAUAUGCUCAGGUAUGUGAGGGGGACAUUGGGUUUUGUCUGUUGUUAUAGGCAUCUUGAGGAAACAGAGGUGAAAUUAGUAGGAUACUCUGACAAUGAUUUUGCCAGUGAUGCUGAUGACCGAAGAAGCACUUCAGGGGAAGUAUUUUUCCUUGGAAGAAGUUUGAUUACUUGGGCUUCACAAAAACAGAAGAUUACUGCUCUCUCCUCGUGUGAAGCUGAAUACAUCUCGGUAGCCAUAGCAGCGUGUCAAGGGAUUUGGCUCAGCAGACUGAUCAGUGACCUAACUGGAGCUGAACCAAUGAAGUUUUGGUUGCUUGUUGACAACAAAUCAGCAAUUGAGCUCUGCAGGAACCCAAUACAUCAUGACCGGAGCAAGCAUAUUGACACUCAUUUUUAUUUUAUUCGAGAAUGUGCCAAUGAAGACAAGGUUGACAUCGAGCAUGUUCGCAUCGAAGAUCAAGUUGCAGACAUCCUGACAAAAUCACUCAGAUGUGUGAAGUUUGCUGAACUACGACAGAAGAUGGGCGUGGUCGAAGUAAAGAUGGCAUGA
Phragmites australis (common reed) is the source of this 1113-nucleotide messenger RNA. RefSeq lists its product as uncharacterized. The record is from RefSeq and is a predicted model, not a curated record. NCBI's taxonomy places the organism in Eukaryota, Viridiplantae, Streptophyta, Magnoliopsida, Poales, Poaceae. The transcript has 2 exons. Bases 1 to 1113 code for a protein of 370 amino acids.